AUGAGCGAGACUUUGGAUCGCACCGAAAUGAUGGCACCACCAGUUAAAUUUCCAAAAAAAAAGGUCGCAUUGGUUCUAGCCUAUUUAGGCACAAACUAUCAGGGAAUGCAAAUGUAUAUUGGAUUGAUGAGAGCCUGUCGCACAGACAAGGGUGUCCAUGCAGCCAUGCAAGUGGUGUCUUUGAAGGUUAUUUUUAAAGACCCCAUUGCGAGCAUCAUGAGCUCAAUCAAUUCACAUUUGCCCAAGGAUAUUAGGGUCUGUGGUAUCCAUCCGGUGAGCCAGACUUUCGACUCAAAGUUGCAUUGUGAUUCGAGAUUUUACGAAUAUUUGCUGCCGACGUUUAUGUUUAAAUGCGACUCUUCCUUUGAUUUGUCCUUUUUGGAGAACAUGGCCGCAAAAAGGGACACUUUAGAUGGCAAAAACGAGGCUGCAAGCGACGGUUCUGAAUGUGAAGACAAUGUUGCUGGAAAUGAAGAUCAAGCCUCGAUGCAAAAACACAAGCUCGCCGCCGAUUUCUAUUCCAAUAAUUUUAAGCCUACUUUGGCCGACAUUGAGCAGCUUUCGGCGUUUCGCCUAUCUUCAAAGGAGAAAGACCGACUUGACGCCUUGCUAAAAUGCUUUGAGGGCUCCCACUUUUUCCACAACUACACGAUCAAAAAGUCGGCCGUAGAUCCCAGUGCAUGCAGGAAAAUUAUCUCCUUUUCGAAAGCUCAUUGGUAUCCUUUGCCUCUUAUCCCUAGGAAUGGUGAUCAUGAUUAUGCGUCUCGAUGUCCAGGAUUAUUCGAUGGUCAUUUCCAGGAGUCUUUCGAAAUCCGAAAAAAUGAAUGUCCCAAAAGCCCCUGGCGUGGGUCUCUUGUUAGCUCAAAGAUAAAUCCGCUAUCCUAUGAUACCUAUGCGCUCGAGAUUGAUUCCUUCAAGGAAAAGGAAAUUUAUCCUGCCAUUGCCAGUGAAGAGUUUUCCAAAAACAUAUUCAUGAAUUGGUGGUGUGCUAUCUCCCUGCAUGCAUAUGAUUUCCAGUAUGUCCUACAACAGUGGACACCACCUGAUUCUGAAGUAUCGAAAAAAAAAAUUAAAAAGGGCAAAUACAGUGCCGAUCAAGCAUCUCAGAGCGAGCCCCCCAAGGUCGAGCAAAAGAAUCCGGAUCCCAGCAUAUCUCAAUAA
Mitosporidium daphniae is the source of this 1161-nucleotide messenger RNA. RefSeq names its product tRNA pseudouridine synthase. Gene Ontology annotation, molecular function: RNA binding; pseudouridine synthase activity. The coding region runs from base 1 to 1161 and encodes 386 amino acids. The transcript has 4 exons. Lineage: Eukaryota; Fungi; Microsporidia. Gene Ontology annotation, biological process: tRNA pseudouridine synthesis; mRNA pseudouridine synthesis. The record is from RefSeq and is a predicted model, not a curated record. Gene Ontology annotation, cellular component: nucleus.